Messenger RNA from Cottoperca gobio, 4773 nucleotides. RefSeq names its product lysophosphatidic acid receptor 1 (gene lpar1). The record is from RefSeq and is a predicted model, not a curated record. Gene Ontology annotation, molecular function: lysophosphatidic acid receptor activity. The transcript has 3 exons. Lineage: Eukaryota; Metazoa; Chordata; Actinopteri; Perciformes; Bovichtidae. Gene Ontology annotation, cellular component: membrane. The coding region runs from base 454 to 1527 and encodes 357 amino acids. Gene Ontology annotation, biological process: G protein-coupled receptor signaling pathway.
AGAGAGAGAGAGAGAGAGAGAGAAGAAGAGAGAGAGCGAGAGAGAGCGAGAGAGAGCUUGGCGGAGCCGCCGCGCCAGCGCAGAGAGGCACGGAGACGCAGCAGAGAGCAUCAAGGCGACUUCAUCUGCAAACAGAUCAAUAAUACAACUUGAAAAAAACAGGGACAAACCUGUUGGGGAAAAAACAUCCGAGGAGGUAUUGCUUUUCUGCACGGACAUAAAAUGAAAGGGUUACCUGGCUGUAUUUUGGAUUUGGAGUCUUUUAUUAUUACACCACUGCGACUUUGACACAAGAGUUGCGCAGGGAGAGUCUCUAGGAGUUGUCUGUUGGAGGAAUUUCACGCACCCCGAAUCAAACUUGAGUAGGACAUCCAGGAGCCAGUCAGGGAGUAAGCUAAAAUACCAACCCACUGCUCUCAUUGGAAAGGAAAACACAAAAACACCACUGCCACCAUGGAUGAGGAUCAGUGCUACUACAAUGAGACCAUCGCCUUCUUCUACAACCGCAGUGGAAAGUCCCUUGCUACUGGCUGGAACACCGUCAGCAGGCUAGUGAUGGGCCUGGGCAUCACCGUGUGCAUCUUCAUCAUGCUGGCAAACCUUCUGGUGAUGAUCGCCAUCUAUGUCAACAGGAGAUUCCACUUCCCCAUCUACUACCUGAUGGCCAACCUGGCAGCUGCUGACUUCUUUGCUGGACUAGCGUACUUCUACUUGAUGUUCAACACGGGACCCAACACGAGGCGUCUGACUGUUUCCACAUGGCUGCUGCGCCAAGGCUUGAUUGAUACCAGCCUGACGGCGUCUGUGGCCAACCUGCUCGCCAUUGCCAUCGAGCGCCACAUCACCGUGUUCCGCAUGCAGCUACACACGCGCAUGAGUAACCGGCGUGUGGUGGUGGUGAUUGUCAUAAUCUGGACCAUGUCCAUAGUCAUGGGGGCAAUCCCCAGCGUGGGCUGGAACUGUAUCUGUAGUAUUAAGUCUUGCUCCAACAUGGCGCCGCUUUACAGCAACUCCUACCUAAUCUUCUGGGCAGUGUUUAACCUUGUGACUUUUGUUGUCAUGGUGACGCUAUAUGCCCACAUCUUUGUCUAUGUGCGCCAGAGGACCAUGAGGAUGUCGCGGCACAGCUCUGGACCACGACGCAACCGAGAUACCAUGAUGUCUCUGCUUAAAACCGUGGUGAUUGUGUUGGGUGCGUUCAUCGUCUGCUGGACCCCCGGCCUCGUCAUCCUCCUCCUCGACGUCUUCUGUGCCAGCUGCAAUGUCCUCACUUACGAAAAGUUCUUCCUGCUUCUCGCCGAGUUCAACUCAGCCAUGAACCCCAUCAUCUACUCCUACCGCGACAAGGAGAUGAGCGCCACCUUCAGGCAGAUCCUGUGCUGUCAGCGGCAGGAGAACGUUAACGGGACGGUGGCGGAGGGAUCUGACCGAUCUGCGUCAUCCGUCAACCACACAGUGCUGAGCGGCGGUACGCACCACCACCACCACCACAACCACAACCACAACAACGAACACUCGGUGGUAUAAAGCAGGGCUGGAGAUGGCGGAGAUUGAUCCAAUGGGUUAGUCUCUUUUGGAGAUACUGACUGAAGGAAGGUGAACGGCAGCAUGGGAAGGUCAAGAGGGACUUCGUACGAACUAAAGAUGGUAACGUGAUAAAUUGGAGAUUGAAGAUCGAAGGUGGAGUAGAGUUAAUGAAGAGCUGGAUGAGAUCGCAAUGAAGAAAAGGAUGGCGAUUACGAAGAAGGAAGACAAGACUUUAUCGCUGUGUUGAGGAAGAACAUGGGGGAGUCUGAUCUUUGAGGCUGUUAGUAUUUUUGUUUAGUUGUUUCUUAUUUUCUAUUUGUUUUAAAUGUGUUGUUACGGACAACGCUGAUAUGAACUAUUUAAAAGUGAUCUGUGAAAUGAAGGUAAUGCCAGUACUCCAGUCUUCUCUAACUUUGUAUCCUGUAGUUUCAGAAGGGUAGGGUUUCAGACUUUUCCCCCCCCUUGAUUCCCAUUCAGCAUAACACCAUUAGACAUGUCUCGUACAGACUACCAUCAGAGUUUUCCCUCACAUCUAUUUAAGGACUCAUUUUGGAUCUGGACCCAGAUUUAGAACACUGUCUUUCUUUACCUUUAGGUUUGGGGGGAAAGACUUCAAAUCUGGGGAAAUUCUGGGUCUCGUGAAGACUCAAGGCUGAUUUUCUUGGCAGUAUUUGGAUCAAUUUCCAGGGUUUUAACUUUUUCAACAAAAACAUUUAUGGGACAUCCUGCUGAUGCUAAUAAAAAACAAAACAAGUAUAUCAAGACAGAUCUGACAUGUUUGACAUGUUUAGCAAUUUACCAAAAUAAUACUCAUUAUGGAUUGUUUACCAGAGCCCUUAUUAAUUUCUGCAGCAGAUUUAUCAUUCAUCUUUUAAUGAGAAGUGACCUUACAACAUAAAUACUUUGGGACCUCAUUAUUCUACUUAGUUUCUUCCUUUCAUCCAACAUGAAUGGAACUGUUGUUUAUUCCCUCUAAGGAAGUAGAGACAAGUUGUUCCAGGGAUCUUACCAAAAACGGGAUGAGGAUGUUUGCGGUUUUUAGAGCAGUAUUAUGUGGAGACAAGGUGAAGGUCAUUACUGGUGAGCGUCAGCAGACUUCAGAUCAUGACAUGAAAUAGGCUGAGCUGUCUGCCUCUCAUGGUUUUAUCAACAGUCUCUAUGUCCAUGACACUGACUGAGAAAAAGGGGUGGGAGAUGGGGGGAAGUGAAUGUUAAAAUAAAACCAGUGUUUUUGUUUAAUUGCCCUCUGCUGUACAUUUUAUAAAAUUAGAAUUCUGAAAAAUAGAACUCAACAUUGUGAGGUGUGACACGAUGGACCAUUCCUUAUUUAUAGCAACACAAAGAUAAAAUGGAUGAUAAUGAAUGCCUGCUGAAUUUGUCAUUCACUCAAUUUUGCCACAAAUGAUACAAUAGUAAGCGUUUUGACUCCAAAGAUUGACCUCCAAAUUUCAUGGCAGUACAUCCAAUAGUUGAAUUUCAGUCUGGACUGACUUUCAGACUAUAGAGCCAUCCAUAGAGCACACUGCAAGUGUGGCUAAUAAUAAAAUCGAGUUUGCAAUUGGUCAGUGAUGUAAAAGAGUUGUCGACUGUAUAAAAGAAGUGGACGAAACCUCGGGGUGUGAAAAGUGAAGCCAAAGGGGAAGUGCCUCAAACCUGCAUUUUUGUGGCGACUCCACUGGUUGCAAAAAGAAGUCAAAUUGUAUAGACGUCUAUUAGAAAAUGACCACUUGAUUUAUUACCUCAGAAAACAUUUUCCUAAAAAAAUUAUGUUAUCAAUAGUUUCAAGUCUUCUUCAAUGCAGCAUGAUGUUUAUUUUGUAAAUGAUGGUCCCAUUUAGAGUAAAACAGACAAGGUCAGCUUUAGGGUGUGGCUACCUUGUGAUUGACAAGUCGAUACCACUGCGAAAUCAGGAUAGAGGCGUAGCAAUGCGUAUCCUUCCCCAGCUCCACCCUCUCGUCCAAAUAUGGUGACUUCUUGCUCCAAACCAAGAUGGCGACAGCCAAAAUGCUAAACUCAAGGCUUUAAAACCAAAGUCCACAAACCAAUGGGUGACGUCACAGUGGCUACGUCCACUUUUUUUAUACAGUCAUUGUUCAGAAUAUUUGGCUCUCUUGCCCUGUCUACUAAAUGCUCUACUCACAAGCUGUAUUUCCGCUUAGCCUUGAAUAAAUAUUAGCUCAAAAUCUAAAAACCUUAAACACCAAUGUUCAUCCUUUAUGGUAGUUUUGGGGGAAAUUAUCAUUUCAUAAUGUAUUAAUUUCCUUUCGUUGAGGGACUCGUGAUGUUCAUUUCUACAGUACCAUAGUAUGUUACAAACACUCAAAGGAAAGUAUAAGAAGUUCUUUCCUAUUAACCAGAAACUCAAUGUCAUGUACACAUGUUUUGCUUCAACAGGGUUAUUGAUGAUAUGAAGUAAUACAGAUGUCCAUUCAUAAUAUAUGAUGUUUUGUUGAGAUGGUUGGGGGAAUGAUCACGUUUUUUGUGACCCAGUCUUUAUUUGAAAAUGCUGAAGAUACAAAUAAUUCAAAUGUUUUGCAUAUCUCUGCCUCCCUCCCUCGUCGUCCCUCUGCAUGGCGUCCUGAGGGACACGUCAUGGGUUUAAAGCUUUGCGGUGAAUUAAGUUGGCACAUAUUACAGAUUGAAUAAAGUUGUUAAACAUUAUCAGAACCCUAUAUGCUUGUCACCAGGUUUUGCAUGUACCACAGCAUUAAUAAUUUUUGGUAGUCCAUUCUUUUUAAAGGGGUACGGAAAACAAUGACAUAUCACAGUUUUCUCUUAUGAUAAUACUGAAACGUCGAGCAGAGUAGAGCCAAUGCAGUGUUGAAUGGUGAUAUCUUAUUUCCACAAGUGCACUCCCCACCUUCUGCUUUUAACAUGAGACGCAAAGCCAACUGAAGGUCAGCCUGGUGAUGCGAUGACGUACACUGUUAAAAAGCACCAGCUGAAUGUUUUGUCGUGACUUGAAUCAAAACACAUUUUGGCCAAAAUACAUAGACAUAGCUCCAAACAAGCUGACAGAAAAGUGAGAAUCACAGCCAAAAACACAGUUAAAUGUUUUCCAGGAAGCAAGAUGUUUGUCAGAGAUUCUUCAGCUGCAGUGCUAAAAUGAUGUCAGCUGGUAUUUUGGCCUGUCAACGUUGGCCAGAAUGUUGCUCUGUUUAUUAUAAGUUCUUUAUCCAGAGUUAAGAAUGUUUUUUUCAGCGUACUCUAGAUGUUGAGAGUGGGGAGUGGAUUCAUUGUGGUCUU